CUCGUAAUCUUAUUGAUAAUAUUAUUAUUAUCAUAACUGUUGUUUAUUAUUAUUCUAAAUUCUUUUAAAUGUUGCCUAAUACAUACGCGCUUCUGUAGUUCAGGCCGUUCAGUGUAUUAUAAUCGUAGUGCAUCAAUAUCACAUAUUUACAUGUAGCAGACCGUAGUGGACACCCAUCGCCGAGAUGAAUGUCAAGAAGAAGAUUUUGCCAGUGAUAUGCUUGAUGUCCGCAUACGUGCACUGGAUCAAGCCACGUCUGCUGUCGGCUUCCGCGUCUAAAGGUGGCAAGUCGCUGUUGUUGAACCUUUGUGGCCGUUCCAGGUUUCUCAUACCAUUGAUUGUGUUUACUGCGUUUUGGUUAUUUGACGCUCAGAUGCAGAUUGAAGCUUCCGUCAGUCUGACGCUAAGGCGCAACGUUCAAAUAACUAUUGGUACACCUGAACAGGAACCCGAAGUGGAUGACGAUGAGGACGAUGAUGAUGAUGAAGAUGAUGAUGGUGUCGAUGAUUUGUAUACCAUUGAUACAUAUUCAGACAAUUCUUCUUCUUCUGAUGUCAGCAUGAUUGGAUUGGAAGACAUGCACAUAGCAUUACAGGAGUAUGUUAAUAGUGAUGGGACUCGUGGAAGGUUUGCUAUUAGACAUUCCGUUCAUCACGAUCAUCACGAGCAAUAGAAACAACACCAAGCAAGUUGAAAAAAAAACGGUUUUUUGCCAUCCAAAAGAAUGGAGAAGGUGUAUUUUAAAAAAGCCAUAAAUUAACUACUCUAAAUGUAAUAUAUUUUGUUUAUGUUUAAUAAGGUACUAAAAUACCGUAAUUUUAGAGUUUAAAUAAAUUGCGUAUACACGCGUGUACAUGGGGUUGUAUGUAUAUUCACAUGUUUGACUGUUAUUGACACGCUUCAUAUUAUUCAAUGUUUAUAUUACAUACUUACGUUCUAUAUGUUAAAUAUAUAGUAACCAAUUUGAACCACAUAUUAUACCGGUGGUCUCGUUUACGGUGUUCAAGAAUUAUCUGAUUUUCGCUAAAAAAAAAUAAUAAUAACGAUUCACGAAUACGACGUGGUGAGAAAAUACUUGGAUUCCAUCUUUUUUUUGUUUGCGCCGGGAAUUGCUCAUAUAUUUCCGAGUUUAGUCCCCGAAUCGUGUGACAGACCAUAAGGAUAUAUUUUUAUUUAUUUAUUUUUUUUCAUUCGCAACUUCGGUAAAUAUAAUGUAGGAAUAAUAGACAUACACACUUAUUAUAAUGUUAUAUGUUAAUAUGUUAGUUAGUAUUUAUUAUAGAAUAGGUACGUACAUUUGAUAAUAUCCUUAAUGAGUAUGAUAAUUUCACAAUAAAUAACAAAUUACAAAUUGUUAGAUUUUGAGCACUUACAUUAUAAAGAGUAUUCAUUUUCUAUCGGUAUAAUAGGUGGUUCAAGACAUAAUUUUAAUUAUGAAUGUGGGUGAACAAUGAACAUACAUCAACAACAAUGAGAAGACUGAUGUAAAAACUAUUUUUGGCAGUAUUUAAGAUUUCUGAACAUUAAUUUUUAUCCAAUGUAUGAAAUUGCAAUUAAUUAUAUUUUAAUUUUGUAUAGCAUUAAAAAUAUUAUACAUUACAUAAAUUUAUAUAAUAUGUAUAAUGUGUGUGUGUGUGUUUAUAUUAUAUAUAGUAAGUACUUAUAUACGGUAUUAAUUUAUAGUAUAAGGUUAAUAUAUUUAAAAUUUUUUAUUGUAUA
This is a messenger RNA of Rhopalosiphum maidis (corn leaf aphid), 1719 nucleotides long. RefSeq lists its product as uncharacterized. The coding region runs from base 185 to 673 and encodes 162 amino acids. The record is from RefSeq and is a predicted model, not a curated record. Lineage: Eukaryota; Metazoa; Arthropoda; Insecta; Hemiptera; Aphididae. The transcript is spliced from 3 exons.